Molecule: messenger RNA, 282 nt
Organism: Cooperia oncophora
Lineage: Eukaryota; Metazoa; Nematoda; Chromadorea; Rhabditida; Trichostrongylidae
Source: the annotation of a GenBank genome assembly
AUGAAUGAGUUUCUUCUUUCCAGCAAAAUGCGGAUGAAUAUCAGACUGAAAAUCAUGGAUCAAACAGAUCACCGGUUCGAAGUAGAUGAUCAGACUUUGCUCUCGGAUUUUCGUCUGCAAGUCGCUGAACGUCUUCAUAUUCCUCCCGACCGUCAGCGAAUGAUUUUCGCAGGCCAUGUUUUGAAGAACGAAAACAGCACUUUAUCCGCAUGUGGUUUACGGGAUGGACACGUCGUGCACUUGGUGGAACGUCCAGCUGAUAUGUGCGUUCGUUUACUUUAG